GGGCAGAACAUGAUGACGGAGUCUGUGUGGAYGAAGUGGUUUGUGGAUUAGGAAGAGGGGUAACGGAUGGAGACAAAACCAGGGGAGGUAGGAGUGGUGAAGACAGGGGUGGUAGAGUAGUCGGAAAAUGGGUAACAGACGGCGAUAAAACCAGGGGAAAUAAAAGCGGUGAAGGCGGGGGGGAUGAAGUCAAGGGUGGUGAAGUGGCUGAAGCAGAGACAGGGGGGGCAGUCGUAGGUGAGACCCGAAGAGGGGACUCUGCAGGUGGUAAUGCAGGCAUGGCCACGGAUAACAUGGAGGAACGCACCGAGACCAAGGGCGACACAACAGAUGCGGUGGCCACGGAUGCCAUGGAGGAACACACCGAGACCAAGGGCGACACAACGACUGCGGUGGCCACGGAUGCCAUGGAGGAACACACCGAGACCAAAGGCGAUACAGCAGCUGCGGGUCGAGUUGCUCCCGCGGAAUCAAUCGUAGAAGCAACCAAGGCCGAUGAGGAAGAGGCUGCGAAUCGAAAAGGGGCAGCCACGGUCACAAACGGCAUGGAAGGGGUUACUAAGACUGAUGAGGACGCGGAUGCCAUGGAGGAACACACCGAGACCAAGGGCGACACAACGACUGCGGUGGCCACGGAUGCCAUGGAGGAACACACCGAGACCAAAGGCGACACAGCAGCUGCGGGUCGAGUUGCCCCCGCGGAAUCAAUCGUAGAAGCAACCAAGGCCGAUGAGGAAGAGGCUGCGAAUCGAAAAGGGGCAGCCAGGGUCACAAACGGCAUGGAAGGGGUUACUAAGACUGAUGAGGACGCAGGUGCGGCAGACGCAGGUAAUGAAGAAGAGGCUGUGAUAGGUGUGACAGGCGCCGAUAAUGAAGAAGGGGUUGUGACAGGCAUAGGCCGAGGACAGUGUGUAGAUACCCGAGAAAGCGGGUGAUGAAUAGACCAUCGAAGCAUGUUGUUGAACCAGCUGGAGAGGCGGGUCACAUGCGCAGGGUACCUGUGUUGACGUUUACGAAUAUAGGAAGU
Molecule: messenger RNA, 1027 nt
Organism: Chara braunii
Lineage: Eukaryota; Viridiplantae; Streptophyta; Charophyceae; Charales; Characeae
Source: the annotation of a GenBank genome assembly